GAACGGCGAGAAGACUAGAACACCGUCGAAGCCCAUAUGACCACCUACCUACUUAGCUUCACCGUCACUGGGUGGGAUGAUGCUUCCGCAGCACAUUUGGACGCUCUCGUAACAAUCCCUCGUCGCGCAUCGGUGUCUUACUAAUCAGCUCGAUCGCAAGAAGCUUUUCGGGUUCUAAUUCCUUGCUUCAGAUCUUAUCAAGAAUCAGUUCCUUUAACCAACGCCGACUUUUUGUCUUUCUUCAAAUGCAGACUUGUUCUGGUGAUUUUGGGUUAUUGACUUCUUCUGUGUAUGGGAAUUUUGAGCUUCAAUGGAGGCAAUGCCAAGAUGAUUGCUUGCUCCUCUUUGAGAACUUGUCCAAAGCAUGUUUUGCGCUUAAGUCGUCGCCUUUGUGGACAAAUGGGGAGGAGUAUUUGUGACAUGACGCCUUCCUGUGCAUGCUUUCAUGUGUUUUCUGGGUAUUCCAGGCCAAAGUAUAUUCAUCUGAAUGGAUCUGAAGUGCCAAACUCUGUAACUACUACUGGCUUUAAAGAGAGCCAAGGUGGAUGUUUUGGAUCCUGCAUCUCCAAGCAUGGGCGAGUCAUGCGGUCUUUAGUGAUUGGAGAUUCAGUUGGUGGUACAAUUCCUCAAAAAGGACACUUUUCAAUAUCAACAGUAUGUGACGGUAUCAAUGCCAAACUAUUGUUUACAGAGCAAGGGAUGCCUAGGAAAGUUAGAUAUAGUGUGCGCCGUUUUUCUUGGCCUCGAGGGCAUGCCUCUGCUGGUUUGCUUCUUGGGCUAUUGGUUUGUUAUUCAAGUUUGGAACCAGUGCAUGCUGAAGCAGCCAAUGAUAAUGGGAAAGAGGGAAAUUGCAAGGACUUGUCAUGUGCAAAACUUUCGCAUGGGAAGAAGGUCUAUUCUGAUUACUCUGUCACUGGCAUACCUGGAGAUGGCAGAUGUUUAUUUCGUUCUGUUGCUCAUGGGGCCUGUCUUCGGUCCGGAAGACCAGCUCCGAGCGAGAGCCUUCAGAGAGAACUUGCGGAUGAAUUACGGGGUUUAGUUGCUGAUGAGUUCAUCAAAAGACGGGAAGAGACAGAAUGGUUUGUUGAAGGUGAUUUUGAUACGUAUGUCUCGCAAAUGAGGAAGCCACAUGUAUGGGGAGGUGAGCCUGAAUUGCUCAUGGCAUCUCAUGUUCUCAGGAUGCCUAUCACGGUAUACAUGUACGAUAAGGAUGCAGGAGGCCUUAUAUCAAUAGCCGAGUAUGGCCAAGAAUACGACAAAGAGAAUCCCAUAAGAGUUCUGUACCAUGGUUCUGGCCAUUAUGAUACUUUGCUAAUUCCUGGCAAGAAGGAUGUGAAGUCGGGACUUUAACUAUUGAACUAUCAGCACAAUGAAGGUACUCAUCUACUUAAAGGUUUUAUCUGAACGACUAGAUUCCUUGAGAAAGCGAGCUCCACAAUCUCAUUCAUUGUUGUCUUACUCAAUGGGAAAAAUAGAAAGAGCUGAGCAUUAAUCUCUGUGAACUUUUGUACGUUAGGAAUGUACUAUUUAUUUGAGGAGGAUGGCGGCCAUGGCUGUCGAAGCAAAUAACGUUUGAGUAUACCAUAUGGUGAUAGUCUACACCGAACAUUAGCUAGUUUGGAUAUCAUCGAUCUAGGAGAGGCUUUGCGUGAACUUUCGGGCCGGAUAAACAAAAAGAUUCGCACUCUUUUCCUG
Molecule: messenger RNA, 1695 nt
Organism: Rhodamnia argentea
Lineage: Eukaryota; Viridiplantae; Streptophyta; Magnoliopsida; Myrtales; Myrtaceae
Product: OVARIAN TUMOR DOMAIN-containing deubiquitinating enzyme 4
Exons: 7
Coding region: 292-1350 (352 amino acids)
Biological process (GO): protein deubiquitination; endoplasmic reticulum unfolded protein response
Cellular component (GO): nucleus; cytosol
Molecular function (GO): cysteine-type deubiquitinase activity
Source: RefSeq, a predicted model, not a curated record